This is a messenger RNA of Miscanthus lutarioriparius, 462 nucleotides long. Lineage: Eukaryota; Viridiplantae; Streptophyta; Magnoliopsida; Poales; Poaceae. The record is from the annotation of a GenBank genome assembly.
AUGGAUAAGACUAAGAGCUUGGUUAUCAUGGUGCUUGUCCUGGGUCUAGUUCUGGAGCAGCAGAGCCAACUAGUGCAUGCUAACAGCUGCUGCCCAUCCAGGACUGCAAGAAGAAUGUACAAUGCAUGCCGCGUUCAUCAGGGCGCUUCCAGGGAAACGUGUGCAAGGUUCGCACGCUGCAAAAUUGUUCAGGGGAAAUGUAAAGACCCUCAUUACAUUGUUGACCAGUCCCCCUACUCGGACUCUGAGGUAGCGAAUGUUGUGCUUGAAUUCUGCAAGUCGGGAUGCACAUCGUCUGUGUGCAACAACAUCAAGACUGCUGUCCUCCAAGAAGAUGCUAAUGAUGAUGCCGUGGACCGCUGCGGCGAAGCAUGCCACCGCUUCUGCACCAACACCAAGCAAGCAUGCCACCGCUUCUGCACCAACACCAAGCACGUUGACACUGCCACCAAUGUUUCUUAA